AAUCUGGUUUAUUAAGGUCUCUCGUUCUCCUCCUAAAUUCAAUUGCAUGAAAGGCUGUUUCGCUGUUGGAUUUCCGAGAAAGUCAGCCGCAAAAACCAUCUCUCGUGAGCGUGAAUGUGGGUUCCGUCCGUCGGGAAUGUCGAGCGCUCUCGUGCGUGCCUUUGAAAUUGCUCUGAAUCCUUAGCGUCUGGCCGGAAUUUCGGGAUUUUCUGUCAUCUGGGUUCGAUUCGAUUUGCUCAGAGGAUUCCAGUUUUUGGCGUGCGAUUAGCGAACAAGGAGAUAUUCGUAUGAUCUAGGAUUUGAUUUUUCUGGGAAAACAGAUGAAAUUACAGGAUUGAGGAGAAAAAGAGAACAAGGAUUCGAAUGGAAAGGGUGAUAAGAGCUGCGAGAUGUGAUCCCCUGGGAGAAUAGAUGAAAUUGCCGGAUGAUUAUAACGUUGAGGAAAAGGGUUUUAUAUGGGGCGAGCAUUGGGAUCGAUUGGUGGUUCUCUGCGUUGUUGCUCAUCACGAUCUCUGCGUCUGAUACGGAAGAAAUUGGAAUGGCCUGCUUCCAGAAGAGCCCCACCACUGACAGAGAGAACGACCAGGCCAUAGCGAUCCUCAAGAAAGGAGCUUAUCUUCUCAAGUAUGGACGAAGGGGAAAACCCAAGUUCUACCCAUUCCGGCUUUCCAGCGAUGAAACAGUUCUGCUCUGGUACUGCGGCAAAAAGGAGAAACGCCUUAAACUGAGUUCUGUCUCGAAGAUCAUACCGGGCCAACGAACUGCAGUUUUUAAGCGAUAUCCUCAACCAGAGAAGGAAUAUCAGUCUUUCUCUCUUAUAUAUGGUGACCGUUCCUUGGAUUUGGUAUGCAAGGAUAGAGAUGAAGCAGAGUUCUGGAUUACGACGAUUCGUGCUCUUCUCUCACGACGCAAAUCUUCUCAGUUGAUAAACCAUUCAAGAAACCUUAGUUUCUUCCCCGGCAAUGAUCUCUCUUACUCAAACUCUGUUUCAAAUCUCAGCUCUGCCAGCAGUGAAAUCAGCUACAAGGAGGUAGGAGAAACUGAAAGGGCCUUCUCAAGGUCUUGCAAGAGCACUCCACCAAGGCUGGGGAAAGUUUUUUCAGAUGUUCUGUCACAAACCGCUGUAGUUAGGGCAUUUUCUUCGGAGGGUUUCGGAGAAAAGCCGAAUCAUUCGCUGCCCGAUAACCACGAGAAUCCACCUAGCCGCUCCUCUGAAGUCGAUGCAGGAAAAUCCAGUUUUUCCAGCUCUGUGAUUUCAUCUGGAUCUGGGCAAGUAUCUUGUCAUGAAGAUUCUCUCUGUGAUGUUUUUGUCUGGGGAGAAGGCUUUGGCAAUGGCGUAUCAUCAUCCGACGGUAUGAGCAGGGCAGGUGGGAGUAGCUAUGGUUCAAUGAGCGAUUUGUUUUCGCCUAAAGUCCUCAACUCACAUGUUGCAUUAGAUGCACAUGCUCUUUCUUGUGGCUCUAAGUACAUGGCAUUGGUCACAAAGCAUGGCCAGAUGUACAGUUGGGGUGAAGAAUCUGGUGGGAGAUUAGGCCAUGGAAUUUCUUCUGACAUUCCACAGCCUAAGCUUAUCGACGAACUCGAAGGAUCAUCGAUAGAGUUUGCUGACUGUGGGGAAUUUCAUACGUGUGCUGUCACAGUCACGGGGGAUUUAUAUGCGUGGGGAGACGGGAUUCACAAUCUUGGUCUACUAGGACUCGGUAACGAAGCCAGCCACUGGAAACCGGUGAGAAUCCUCGGUGAAAUGGAGGGCAUACAUGUCAGGAGCGUGUCUUGCGGGUCAUGGCAUACGGCCGUUGUAACAUUGGAUGGAAGGUUGUUUACAUUUGGAGAUGGUGCUUUUGGUGCUCUUGGCCAUGGUGAUCGGUCAAGCACGAGUAUACCUAGGGAGGUCGAGGCGUUAAAAGGAUGCAGAACGGUAAAGACAUCAUGUGGUGUUUGGCACUCGGCUGCCAUUGUUGAGAUCUCAGCUUCGGACAGCUCUCUGUCAGGACGACUUUUUACAUGGGGUGACGGAGAAAAGGGUAAACUCGGACAUGAUAAUGAAGAAUCUAAGCUAGUUCCAUCUUCUGUAACUGCAGUGGAGACAACUAGCUUCCGACAGGUAGCUUGCGGACAGAGCGUUACAGUCGCUCUGUCUGAAUCUGGACGGGUGUACAUCACGGGAACUGCUGAUCCAAGCCUCGAGAAAAUCAUCAAGGUUCCUGCUUGUGUCGUGGAUGGCAUAGGAAAGAGUUUAGUUGAAGAGGUGACGUGUGGAUUACGUCAUAUCGCGGUUUUGAACUCGAAAACCGAAGUCUACACUUGGGGAAAAGGAUCAAACGGGCAACUCGGGCAUGGAGACACCGAAGACAGAGGCAUACCGACUCUGGUCAAAGCUCUGAAAGGCAAACAGGUGAAGAGGAUAGUAUGUGGUUCUAACUUUACAGCAGCCAUUUGUCUUCACAAGCCGAUCUCUUGCAAAGACAGCUCGAGGUGUUCCAGUUGUCGGAACCCUUUUAAUUACCUGAGGAAGCCUCACAACUGUUACAACUGCGGGAGCAUUUUCUGCAACUCGUGCACGAGCAAGAAAUCUCUAGCGGCAGCCAUGGCUCCUAAGGUGCAGAAGCCUUUCCGGGUAUGCGAUGACUGUUACGAGAAACUUGAAGGAGUUAGAGAAUCUGAAGGAUUUCCCCCGGGGAAUCUUAGGCGUUCAAAUGCGAGUAUACAUUCGAGCAGCAACGACAUAGAUGAAAAGGAAUCGCUCGGCGGAAAGCCGCAACGCCAACUUCUCAGGUUGGAUUCAUUCGAUUUUUUCAGACAAGCCAAGAGCCCGGAACUGAAACACGUCGGAGAAGCCUCUAGAGUAAGCCAUUGGAUGAUGAAGUCGAGUAGUAGCGAGACGGACAUUAAAGGCGUGAAAGGAGUACGCCGACUUUCCAGGCUCACCUCUUUCGAUUCGUUCAAACAAGAAGGAGGGAGGCAACGUUCAAAGCAUUAUGCUUCGAAAUCCGACACUUCCUCUCUGGUAAGACAUUCAGUUGCCGCUACUCAGAGGGCAUCGGCCGAGUUGUUGUUUCCUUUGUCGGUAAAAUCCAGCCCCGUCUAUUCCGCUGCCACAACUUCAGACUAUUAUACUGACCUUCCCGAUCCAGAGUUGCCGCAAGAUGGAUCGAAGAAGAGAAAUCACUGUCUGAACCAGGAAAUUGCUGUACUAAAAGCACAGGUGGAAGAUCUAACACAGAAAACGAAACAACUGGAAACCGAGCUGGGAACGUCGUCUAAGAAACUGGAGAUUGCGAUGUUGGUGGCAAGAGAAGAAACAGAGAAGAACAGAUCUUCAAAGGAAGCAAUCAGGUCCCUUACCUUGCAGUUGAUGGAGGCGACGAAGAAAGAAGCAGACACGACAAGGCGUCGCAGAAUCUCCUUCUAGCCUUCAGAGAGGAUCAAUCACUGCCUUGUGUUUCUUGCGGAUGGGGGCAAAUUGAACAAAUUGAAAAUACGAUACCUAAAGUGAAACAAAUGGAGAAUGCUGGGUAACUUCGUUAAAAGUCUCUCUCUCUCUCUUCCUUCCAUUUUUGUGUGUAGCAAAGGGUUCUUUCUUGUAAUACAACUAAAAUAUCAAUAAUAGUGUAUCGUGAAAAUCAAAUUA
This is a messenger RNA of Tarenaya hassleriana, 3631 nucleotides long. RefSeq names its product X-linked retinitis pigmentosa GTPase regulator. The transcript is spliced from 8 exons. The coding region runs from base 425 to 3412 and encodes 995 amino acids. Gene Ontology annotation, molecular function: metal ion binding. The record is from RefSeq and is a predicted model, not a curated record. Lineage: Eukaryota; Viridiplantae; Streptophyta; Magnoliopsida; Brassicales; Cleomaceae.